CUUCCCAGCGCCCCUCCUCGCCGCUGCCACAACCCGGGGCAGCCGAGCUCUAGCGCUGCGCGAGGAACGGCGAGGGACGCACCUCUGCAGAGCAGCCUUCUCCUCCGUGGCGCGCGGACCGCGCAGCGCCGCGCAGUAGGAGACACCUGACGUUCGUUCGACAACAGCGCGUGUGACGUACUGAACGACGACCCCAGGGAUCAGCCGGGAGCUUGCGCACGCCGCGAUUCCUUCGGAGUUUUCGACCUGUGUUACGACCGACAGUCUCGAUUGUCUCUUCGACCCGAGAUUGUGUGUUUGUUCGUGAGACCGUGCAGGCUGGCGCGCUAGCGAGCGCGUCCCCAUGUCACCCGCGUCGACCCGUGGCAGUGCCUGCUUCGACGCGCCAUGAAUGUGUCGCCGGGACGGAAGUGACUGAAGACGUGGAUUCCUAACGCGUUUCUCCGAGCCCUUGUGCCUGGAACUGUGAUCGGAGGACCCCUUUCGUCGUUGGUCCUGGGCCCACUCACCUCGCGUCAUGUCGUCAGUAAGGCGACGUGCCCGGACCCCGAUCGGGAGUCCCGCGUACUACGGCAGCUCCGCCUUUUCCGCCUCGUCGUCGCCGUUCGACGUCCCCCCUCGGUCCAGGUCCGCGCUACACCAGAGCUCUUUGGACCUCAGCAAAGCCCGCAACCCGUCACUGUCGCGCAGGCUUAGGGACAGUAGCUGGGGCUCCUCUGAAUGCCUGUUCAGACCCAGUUCUUCGGCGUUGGCAUCGACGGCCAACUACGUCCUGUCCAGCCUGGGAGCCGAUUUCCAGCGCUGCCGCUCUCCCGCCCGGGGCUUCACGCCGCCGCCAUCGUUACGGCGGUUGGGGCGCGAGUCCAGCCCGUCUCCCGUGUCCAAUUAUUACAAGUCUACGUACGCGUCGUCCUGGUACGAUGAAUACAGGCCCAUCCUUCGCGAACGACCCGCCCUUAAGGACUGUCAGCGACCGGCGAGAGGAUCAAAGGAGAGGCGCGAGUCUAUGGGUAUCAUUACCAGACACCGGCACGUUGUCAAGUUCAGAGAGGACCCGGCAUUGCAUGAGUCUAGCCCAGUUGUGUCCCGAACGAGGCAAGAUGGCUCUGGUCAUAGCACACGGUCCGUCGACUCUGGUAUUGGCAGCUUCAAGGACGGCCAGUCGGUCCAGUCACCGGUCGAUCUCGAAGACAUGUUGGGCCUCGACGCACCGCCGGUUGUCCUCGAAGAGCUUAGACGCGACUUGCUACCUGUGACACCCGGAGGCAAGGGGGCCGAAGGGAAGCACAGUAACGCUACUCCGACCACACCCCAGAACGACCGCGCUGACGACAGCAUUGGUAGAAGACGGAGGAUGCGGAACCGGACAGUUUCGGAAGAAUUACUUAGCUCUGCUACUUCAAAUGUACCUCAAGAAAGUGACAAGUUAUCACCCUCAAAACACCGCUCACGUAACACUUCGUCUCAGUCUAACGGUGUUGCAACUGACGGACCCGCACAAAAGCCCGUAGUUGAUGGCGAAACAACACCUACGAUCGAACUUCCCAAAGUAAGCGAGAUAUACGAGACUGUGGUUGUGAAACUGAAGAAGCCGAAGGGAAAAGGUGCACCCGGUGACGUCAGUCCUGUACCUGAUAACGUGGAGAGUGUUGUGCACUGCCUUCCUACGCCAAAUGGACACUGCGUUGGCGCCAGUGAACAAUCAGUAGAAGGGAGGACACGUGAAAUAUCUCCCGCCGUAGUUACCGUAGAGCUUCCUCCAAAGAAAAAUGAGAAUGCUGCUCAGGAGGCCACCAACGAAAAUAAGGUCCCAACUACUACUGCUGCUAAUGCAUCCCCGGUUGUGAAAAAGGUACCGAAGACUGGCAAGAUCGCUUCUUCUCUCGCUCAGUUAAAGACAGGUCGAAAACCGGAACAAGAUCAAGGUAAAACGAAAAAAGAUGCCAAGACUGGACCUCCCAGUCCACAGCCGAAAUCUAGUCAGCCGUUGACUCCAGAGCCUCGAGACAAGCCCAAGCUAGUCAACAAGACGGCGCAAGCCGCACUGAAACUGAGCAAUCAGGAUCAAGCAAAACAUAAAAUGGAAGACACAAAGCCACCAAGUACCGCAAAUGCAGCAGUUUCACAGUCACGCACUUCUAAGCUUGAAACGCACACGGCGCUACAAUCCAAAGAGCAGGCAUCUAAGGAUGCCUCGACAUGUCAGAAGUCAGACAGGAAACCUCCAUUCCAAACGCAGCCACAAGAAAAGCCAGAACCUAAAUCGGCCAUCGUGGACAAACUUCGCACUGUUGACGCUGCAAAGGCGAUGCCUAAGGAUGUUGUUGCGCCACCGGUACUGCUGCCGAAAGUCGUGCCUGCGAAACCGGACACUACCGACAAAACAACAGCUGUUGCAGAUACAACUAUCAAAAAGCCCGCUCUAGGGAUGCUUGAAUUGCGCAAGAAGGAGCCACAAGGAAGGCUCGCAUUCAAAUCCAAAGAGCCUCAAGGAAUGCUCGAGCUCAAGAAGCGACAGCCAAUCCCAAUGGGCGCUCCCCCAGAGCCCGCGGUUGCUUCGAAACCUCAAGAGACUGUGCCGCCACCCAAACCACCUCAGGAGCCGGUGCCUGCUGCUGCGCUUCCGCCCAAGAAAGAUGCACCGGUUGCGGUGACGGACAAGGCUCCGCCAGCCGGAUCGAGACCUGCCGUUCCCACUUCGCUUCCGCAGAAGAAGCGUCCCUCCGCGCUUCUUGAGAAACUUUCGCCGACGUCGGACAAGGCGCAGCCGACCACUCCACCCCCGCGUGCUGGUCCAGCUGAGGCCAAGGUGGAUAAGCGCCUCAAAAAGAUCAGGCGAAGCAAGGACUCAGAAUCGAGCGGUCAUUCCGUACCCGCGAGCCCGACAUUUUCGGCCGCACCUUCCCCGCUCGCUUCACCGCAGGUCGAAGCUGCGCCCGCCCCGUGUGUCGGUACACCGCCGGCGACACCCGACACUGGUGAGCCGCCGAGCAAAGCUCCGCGUAAAGUGAAGAAGGUCAAGAAGGCGUCCAAGAUUAAGAUCGCCGGCCUAGCAAGCAGCUCCAGUAGCACUAGCAGCGGCGGUAGCGUGGGCGGUAAGCGAGGCGCCAAGCAGGCGUCCCAGGAACUAGAAUCGCCAACCGUCCCCAACGCCGAAGCAGCCUCGAGCGUGCGGAGUCCUCCAGCGACUCCCAGCGUUCCUCCAACUGCCACCGCUGCAGCGGUGAUCGAACCCAAAGCAUCGGCUGCUGAACCGUCGCUUCCGGCGGGCGUUCAACCGGAGCAUGCGGAGCACAAACAGCGAGACGACGAGGCCGUCGCUGACGCGUCAUGCGAAUGCAAAGUCAACUGUCACAAGAAAUGCGAGAAACACAUGGCCAACCUGUGCGGGGUCAACCAAAAGCUCCUCUCCGAGGUGCUCGCCACGGUGAAGAAAGAAAUGGCGACCUCUCCGCCUGCGGCGGGGACACCCGGAGGAGGCGGAGGCAAGACCCGUGCGGCUGGUUCCGGAGCUCCGGAAGAGGCUGCGACGAUGCCUGCAUUGCCCGCCUCGCCGCGCCGGUCAUCGACGAUCGCGGACAUUUCCGAGGUCAGGCAGCAGCUGCAGUACAAGGACCAGGAGCACGAGCGCAAGGAAGCGGACAGGAGAGGCGAGGAAGCGGAAGGAAGGUCGCGGCCGCCACUUCCGGACAGCCGGUCGGCACCGCAGACGCCGACGCAGGAAGAGCGCGUCAAGUUCCGCAAGUACAACCUGACAGAUUUCAACCUGCUCAAAGUCCUUGGCAAGGGCAGCUUUGGCAAGGUGCUGCUGGCCGAGCUGAAGGGCACGAAGCGCCACUACGCGGUCAAAUGCCUCAAGAAGGACGUGGUGCUGGAGGACGACGACGUCGAGUGCACGCUCAUCGAGCGCAGGGUGCUCGCCAUGGGCACGCAGCACCCGUUCCUCUGCAACCUGUUCUGCACCUUCCAGUCGCAGAGCCACCUCUUCUUUGUAAUGGAGUUCCUGAACGGAGGCGAUCUGAUGUUUCAUAUACAACAGUCCGGAAAGUUCGACCAAGAUCGAACAAGGUUCUAUGCCGCCGAAAUUGUCUGCGCCCUAAAAUUCCUUCACAAAAGGGGCAUCGUGUACAGAGACCUGAAGCUGGACAACGUGCUGCUGGACCGGAAUGGCCACGUGAAGAUCGCCGACUUUGGCAUGUGCAAGUGCGGACUGGCGGACGCCGAGAAGACGUCCACCUUCUGCGGGACGCCCGACUACAUCGCGCCCGAGAUCAUCAAGGGCCAACACUACAAUCAGUCGGUGGACUGGUGGUCUUUCGGCAUCCUGACCUACGAGAUGCUCAUCGGCCAGUCGCCCUUCAACGGCACCGACGAAGACGAGCUGUUCUGGUCUGUCUGCAACGAGGAGGCCUACUACCCGAGGUUCCUCAGCCGCGAGGCAAAGUCGCUACUAGUACUGCUGCUGGACAAGAACGCCGAGACGCGUCUUGGCAUGCCCAGUUGUCCGGCGGGUGACGUGUGCGACCAGCCCUUCUUCCGCAACAUCCAGUGGGAAAAGCUCGAGAAGAAAGAGGUCGAGCCACCGUUCAAACCCAAACUGAAGAACACGGCGGACGUGAGCAACUUCGACAGCGACUUCACGAUGGAGAAGCCCGUGCUGACGCCCAUCGACCCUCAGAUCUUGGCCUCCAUGGACCAGGAGCAGUUCAAGGGAUUCAGCUACACAAACCCAGCCAUGACCGACUGAGGGCAAUGCUACGGAGGCAACCGCGCAAAUGGAAAUGUACUAGGGCGCCUCGAAGCACGAGUGCAGCGUAGCGCCCUGACAACAGAAAGCAACUGUGAUAUGCGGCACAGCCUGCUCUUUUUUUGUUAUUUUCUGCCACCACGUACGUGUAGGUGGACAGGCUGACAGGUGAAGCUUUCUAUAACAAGGCCUGCUCGCUGCACGCCAUGCUGCACAGCUGCCUAGCCUGCACCAGAAAGACCCAAAUGAAGCUCGUUGUGGUCACACGAACAUGCUUCAGGGACACCAGCACUUAUGAGUGAUGUACAGUCAGUUUUCAAAAAAUUAACAGAGAGCCGAGCACUUGUCGAGUCUUGGGAAUGCAGUGAUGAUGUUCGGGCUCCAACUUUCCACCUGAGCACCCAUAUUUUGGGCGUUCUAGGAAUGCCACACGAAUGAGCGCCCUCCACACCUCACAGCCAAAAAAUUGUCAGGUCACACAAGUAUUGGACUCGGAACAUAUUUAGAACGAUGGCGUUUGCAUAAGCCUUAUUCGGCAUGCAUGUGGGGAACGGCAGAGUCUCUCCAGGCUGUUUAUUUGCACAGCGAUACAAAUGAGUACGCAAGAAUAUUUGCUGACAUCCAGAAUCCAUGGUCAAGAAACUUCUAGAACUGUGUUUUUUUUUGUGAGUUAUGAUACACUGACAUUGAAACACGUAAAUUAGGUGUGGUUUUAUGGCUGGACUUGUUCCGCGGUGACGAAUUUGCUGUAGCAAGUAGGGCUCCACCAAUCGACAAUUUCUUUAAUUUCUGAUGCUUUUCCUACAUUUAUGGUAAUGUGCGAUAUUUGCUGACCUGGAACGGAGACUCGAUCUUAAAAUAGGAACAAGCACCUACAGCCGCCCCAUAUCAACAUAACACACAACAUCAUAACCUUCCGUAUUUAGGUAUCAGAAGGCCGUAGUUUCUGAUAGCAUGAGAGGAUCUGUGCAACAGGGUUCAUUUUAGGCUAUGACGUUCGAGAUAAGGACAAUGUAAAGGUUUUGGUUUGAGGUGCUCCAGCAGCACUAGUAGAUGCUUAGCUAAACUAGUCGCGAUUUUGUAGUUAUGCCUUCCGCUCGAUCCUGUGCCACUCUCAUCAUCCACCGUUCACGACCGGCUGAUCCCAUUGAUGAUGCUCGUAGAGCGUCGCUGUGACCACUGAAGAAGCACAAUAAGUGCAAAAAAAGUAUCAUCAGAAAAUGCACUGCUGGAAAACCGCGGCCCUGUUUAUUUAAGCAUCACACGUAGCUAUUUAGAUCUAACAAAUACAGCUGCCUUAGUAUGACCAAAAACAGUUAGUUGGCAAGUUAAAUACGCGCCAUUUUAGAGCAAGCAACCCAGCAAUUUAUUUCGACGAAAAUAUACGUACACGUUUCAAUCUCCUUGUACAGCACCAUGAAAAUCCCUGCAUCAUAAACAUUUUGUACUAAUGAGUCAGAAUGCGUGAAUGUAAUGCCAUGCAAUCAAGGCCUGUCAGCAUCAAUAACAAAAAGCUAAUUACAAAUGACAGCGUUGGUCAAAAGUAAAUUGCAUCGCAUUGGCAGGCUAUAGCGCACAGUAAACGCAAAAGCAGUACAAAAAACGUAGACAAAGCGGUUUGUCAGCGUAUAUUGUACUCUCCUUAUGUCCUUGUGCACCGGUCGGCUAUAUACUGUGUAUUAUAACCUACUGCAUUCUUAUAACCAUUUUGUAAUUGUUCAUAACUCCUCCCCUCUGCUAUGCCUCUGGUUUUGAAGGCAUUAUAAAUAAAUAAAUAAAUAAAUAAAUAAAUAAAUAAAUAAAUAAAUAAAUAAAUAAAUAAAUGUGGAAUAUACCACCAAGUCCAAACUUACUCACUUUAAAAAUUAUUUUGAUGUCACAGGAUCACAUGGCUCGACAUUUAUUUGGCAAUGAGUAACUGCACAGCUCGAAUUGCACUUCAAGCAUGAAUUUAUACUUUGCGAAUUAAUAAUUUUUAAUCACAGAACUACCUUUCCGACACAGGAUGUACACUAAUAGGAGAGACACCUAGCUGGCAGGCUUGUAAUCUCCCUUUAAAUACAUUUUUAUUUCUCUUUUUGAGGUUUUGUAUCUACUUGCGCUGUGACGGAUUUACUACAAUCCUAUUGUCUGAACACUUUUUUUUACUGCCGGAAUAUGACAAGUGCAAGUUUCCGAAAGUAUACAAGCCACUUGUUGCUGCAUAACUACAAAGCUUUCACCAAAGUAAUUAUUCCACUAGAAAAAAAGGUGCUGAAUUCCGUGAUUGCCUUUUAAAGAGAGGUGCAGAGCUUGAAAACACGACUCAGAGUUGUACAGAAGGGAGUUGGCAGUCCGGCAACCAUUUUCAUUGACACAGUUCGCUAAAUGACUUCAAGGAAGCCGUUUAGUGGAAGGCGUUUUUGUGACCUUGGAUAUUUUACAUCUCACUUACUUCCAUAAACAUAAAACUGUACCCUCGAAGCUUCGUUUCGAACAUUAUUUCGAACACUGCUUCGUGAGACAAGCAGAAACAAGUGCGAUCUUCUCUAACACCGCAAGAGCGUUACCAAGAAAUGUUUAAUGGUAAGGGCCCUCAAAUGAGCGACAGCAAGCACACUCCAAGAAUUAUUCUGACACUCCUUUCCAGCUGCAAAGAAUUAAGCGCGCUCGUCUCUCAUCUCGAGGUAGUCCUGAUGCUAGACGUGAUGGUCCUCACGCCUAUUGUGUGGGACUUCUGCGCACAACAUAUUUUUCAUAAAAACACUGAUAUUUCACUGCUGUACAGGACACAGAAGAUGGCAUUGGUGAUGCAUUCCUAAAAAAUGGUGUGUAUAUCUGAAACAAAUAGCUCCUUUUUCCGUAAUAGUAUCUAUUCCAGUAGAUUUUUGUCACAUGAGGCAUGUCGGCAAUGAACUUAACAGAAGAAAGAUACAGAUUCAUUGCAGCGUUCGACAGCGGUGCCUUUUAACGCAAGCAAAGAAAGGUUUCAACUCCACAGAGUGAGCCAAUAUCAGGGCAGCGUAGAAUCCAAGCGUGGUUUUAAGAGCUUUGGCCCUUUUGUGACACUUAGUGCAGCUUUACGCGUUAGAAUGUAUUUACAAGCAAGCGUUAGAGUUUCCGCACCAGUGUGUUGCGAGCGCGAUGGAUGCUUUACUUUCGUGGUGUCGUAGAUAAUCUAGGUAUCAUUGUUUCAUAAGAAUUUUGUACAUCGGGUCAAAGUUCAUUGUGGGCUUCAUCAAAAGCGCGCUUUGCGUUGCUUACCUAAUGCAAUAGCUUUGCAGGCUGCACUGAAUUUAGCGCGGAUCAAACUCGCAGACCUUACAUCGAGUGAUGGUCAAACAUCGUGCUUUAUUUAAAAAUUUUUUUUCACUGCAUCAACCCACACACUUCAUUCUGCAGCUUCAGUCAAGCUAGCUGCGUCAUCAAAAGUGGUGUUCAGUAUUAUAGCGUCAUACCUCGGCUACGGCAAUGUCAGCUAACUUCACAAUCCGCGUGGGCGGUGCAUUUAGUGUAACCCAGAGUGCUCUCAUCUUUUCAUGGCGGCCGCGGCAAGAAUGCCAGAACCGCUUUGUUGCGAACAAAUUCAGGUCUUAUUGUCAAUAAUAAACGAAAUGAAGCAA
This is a messenger RNA of Dermacentor albipictus, 8349 nucleotides long. Its product is annotated as putative protein kinase C delta type homolog. The record is from RefSeq and is a predicted model, not a curated record. Gene Ontology annotation, molecular function: diacylglycerol-dependent serine/threonine kinase activity; ATP binding. NCBI's taxonomy places the organism in Eukaryota, Metazoa, Arthropoda, Arachnida, Ixodida, Ixodidae. Gene Ontology annotation, biological process: peptidyl-serine phosphorylation; intracellular signal transduction.